AAAGUCUUAAAGAUAUCUACUGCACACUGAUUGUUUAUCAACAUCAUCAAACCUCCCAAGUCUUACCUUCACUGUUAUUUCAUUUAACUAUCCAACUGAUUGCAACAACAAUCUAAGACGAUUAACUGUCAAUCAUCAGCCAUGGCCGACCGACCACCUCCGCACGUCCGCCGAGGAACUAAUAGGAUCGCGGGCCAGAACACGACUGGUAUUCGUCGCAACCUUUUCCAGGGUCAGCUAACGCGACGCCCCACACCUACGACAACUUCAUCCAACGCCUCGGCCGAGACACUACGUUUGGGAGAUGUCGAAGUGCUUUCGGACACCUCCGAUAUCGUCAUCCGUGACAAGAACGGCGAAUUCGAUGUUGGCGAUCCGCCUACCCCCCCUCCGGACGACCCAGAAGAAGAUGGUGGGUUGGAUGAUGCGCAGGAGAGCCAACGUACGUGGUAACCUAUCUUGUCUGCAUAAUUCAGGAUAGAAUGUUGAACGACAGGUUUGCGACAAGCCAUACUGGUAGCUAACGUGAUACUCUACAGGCGAGAGGCAAAGAUUGGCCGAGGCCGUCAAACACCAUCAAAUAAACCACAACCGCACCCCUGCACAUCCUGAAGGUGAGACCAAAACAAAACAGAAGAAGACUCCGCUCACACAGAAGAAAGAGGUUCUUGAAACACUCCGA
Annulohypoxylon truncatum is the source of this 682-nucleotide messenger RNA. RefSeq lists its product as uncharacterized. The record is from RefSeq and is a predicted model, not a curated record. The transcript has a single exon. Bases 142 to 453 code for a protein of 103 amino acids. NCBI's taxonomy places the organism in Eukaryota, Fungi, Ascomycota, Sordariomycetes, Xylariales, Hypoxylaceae.